AUGGGUUUGAAAGACAUUGCGAAGAAGGGAAUGGGUGAUGCUGCAGAGCCAUCUGGUUCUAAAAAAAGAUUUUUCCAGCUAAGAUUGAAUCUCGUUCUCUCCGAUUUUGACUUCGAGGAUGAAGUUCCUAAUUUUGAAGUGAAGCCUAAAGUUAAACCCAAGGCAAUGGAGUUUGACCAAAGAGAGCGAGACCUGGGAGUCUUCUCAAACAAGAUCGAGAGAGACCAUCUCAAAUCAGGCGAUCACAUCUAUUCAUGGAGGCAUGCCUAUAUCUAUGCUCAUCACGGAAUAUAUGUUGGAGAGGGAGAGGUGAUCUACUUCACCAGAGGAAGAGGCCAAGAAAUUGGGACAGGAACUGUUCUGGACCGCUUCAUUUUCAGCUCCUCACCCUCUCAUUCUGAGGAUAUUCCCUGUCCAAGAUGCGGAGAUCAGUCGAUGGUGAACGGUGUCAUCUCUUCUUGCCUAGACUGUUUCCUCUGGGGUGGAGAAUUGUAUCGAUUUGAGUAUGGAGUCAACCCCAUUUUCUUUGUAGCCAAAGCUCGAGGAGGGACCUGCACGCUAGCCUCAUCCGAUCUACCAGAAGAUGUUCUCUACCAUGCCUCUUACCUAAUUGAAAAUGGGUUUGGUGUUUAUGAUCUUUUCAAGAACAACUGCGAGGACUUCGCCAUAUAUUGUAAGACAGGGUUGCUUGUGUUCACUAGCAUCAGCGUGGGUAGGAGUGGACAGGCUACUUCUUUCUUGGCUGCAGCCGAUACCAUUGUUUCGUCACCACUUCAGUUUCUGACUUUUGCCGGCUUCCCUGGCCUUGCAGUUGUUGGUUGUGGAAUGUACUGUGCUAGCCGUGUGCUUUCUGAUAUUGGAAUUCGUCGAGAUGUCACUAAAGUUUCAGUUGAGACGCUUGUUGCUCGUGACGCCUCUACUGAAACUGUCACUGUUAGUAAAAAAGACUAAGGUAUUAUACAUACAUACAUAUAUAUAUAUAUAUUCAUGUGGAGACACUGAACCGAUUACUCUCUCUCUCUCUUUAAAAUGUCAAAGAGGACUGAGCUGGAGUGGAGACUGGCACUUAUGUUUGUUUCGAUUUGUUUAAUUUUCUAAAGGGGAGUUUGUUGUGUGCAUGCAGUGCAUUUGCCUUUUGAUAAAAAUGUUCAUCUGAUAUAAUACCUGAAUUUGUGCA
Messenger RNA from Cannabis sativa, 1177 nucleotides. Its product is annotated as protein LEAD-SENSITIVE 1-like. The record is from RefSeq and is a predicted model, not a curated record. Bases 1 to 951 code for a protein of 316 amino acids. The transcript has 5 exons. NCBI's taxonomy places the organism in Eukaryota, Viridiplantae, Streptophyta, Magnoliopsida, Rosales, Cannabaceae.